Messenger RNA from Hydractinia symbiolongicarpus, 788 nucleotides. RefSeq lists its product as uncharacterized. The record is from RefSeq and is a predicted model, not a curated record. The transcript is spliced from 6 exons. The coding region runs from base 138 to 689 and encodes 183 amino acids. Lineage: Eukaryota; Metazoa; Cnidaria; Hydrozoa; Anthoathecata; Hydractiniidae.
GCUCAUUUUCCACUUUAUAACUAGCAAAAAGAGCAUAUUUUUGUUAUAUAAUAAUUAUUUUUUAUUAAUUUUAGCAUUUCACAAUAAAAAGAACUAUUUUAAUGAAAACAAAAUUUUAAAUGAUGUAAUGAAAAGAAAUGGAUAGAAAAGGAACAAACAUUUUGGAGGGUGAGGCAUCGGAAAGUGAUGAAGAGAUAUCUGAUUAUCAUGGAUUUGUUCAAAAUACAAUGGUAACAGAACCUAAAACUGAAGCUAAAAGUGACGGCCCUAGCAGCAGUGUUGUUGUAUCAGGUGAAGCUUCAGAAAGUGACGAUGACAUCGGAGAGUACAUUGGAAGAAAUUUUCCAUCUCUUCAAGAUCAAACUGGUCCAACGUUAGAGGAAGAAUAUUCGGUUUCCAUAGAAACUAAAAAGCCUAGAUUUGAAUCACCUUUUCACAAGAAAAUUUGGGAAAGAAAUUUCGCAUUUCGACUUGGUAUUGUGCAGAUGCAAUUAGAAAAGUUUAACCACGUGACUGGGCGUUUGGAAAGUUUCAUUCCGCUUGCAAAUCGUUCGCAAGUGCACAUGCAGGACGCGUUGAAGCAAUAUCGUAAUAUAUCCGAAACAACGAAACAUUUAAAUGAAACUUUUGAAAGCGUGUUACACCAAGCAGAUCUUCCUGAUUUAAAUGUAUCGGUAUCGUUGGAUUAAUAUUUAUGUUAAAUAUAUAUGUCAAUGUUUUGUUUAUAUUGAAUUUGGUUAUUUUGUAAAUUUGUUUUUGUGCAAUAAAAUUACAUGUUAUGGCAAUAA